Messenger RNA from Mesorhabditis belari, 993 nucleotides. Lineage: Eukaryota; Metazoa; Nematoda; Chromadorea; Rhabditida; Rhabditidae. The record is from the annotation of a GenBank genome assembly.
AUGUCACUCGUUUCGAAUUUUCCACAUAAUAAAAAGAGGACACUUUAUGUGGGCGGUUUCAGCGAAGAGGUCACCGAAAAGAUAUUGAUGGGCGCUUUUAUCCCGUUCGGUGAAAUUGUUGCCAUCUCGAUUCCCAUGGACUAUGAAACGGGAACCCAUCGAGGAUUUGGAUUUGUGGAAUUCGAAUUAGCUGAAGAUGCGGCGGCAGCAAUUGACAACAUGAAUGAGAGUGAGCUUUUUGGAAGGACAAUUCGAUGUAACUUCGCGAGACCACCGAAAGCCAGUGAACGAUCAACAAGACCCGUUUGGGCAGAUGAUGAAUGGCUUCGAAAAUAUGGACAAGGAGGAGGAGAAGAAGCAGCAGCAGAGUCUGCGGGUGCCGGUGGAUCGACUAGUGUUUCUGUGGCUCCGACUUUCAAAUUACCACGUGUUUAUUUGGGAAUCAAAAUUGGAAUCAGAUUUAUUGGACGCAUUGUUAUUGAAUUGAGGAGUGAUGUGGUGCCGAGAACCGCUGAAAAUUUCCGGUGUUUGUGCACAGGCGAGAGAGGAUAUGGAUUUGAAGGAUCCUCUUUUCACCGAAUAAUUCCAAAGUUCAUGAUACAAGGAGGAGACUUUACCAAAGGAGAUGGAACUGGUGGAAAAUCGAUUUAUGGAUCAAAAUUCCCCGACGAGAACUUUGUGCUAAAACACACAAUGCCUGGAACCGUGUCAAUGGCUAAUUGCGGAAAAGAUACGAAUGGAUCACAGUUCUUUAUCUGCACAGAAAAGACGGAUUGGUUGGAUAACAAGCACGUUGUUUUUGGAUACGUCAUUGAGGGAAUGAAUAUUGUUCGUCAGAUUGAGCAACAAGGGAGCCCUACCGGUAAACCAAACAUGUCCGUAAAAGUUGUUGAAUGUGGCGAAAUCAAGUCUGGAGUUGCCGAGCCGACAAAACCUGCACAAGAAGAAGCUGCGGCAGCACCAGUUGCUAACGAAAAGCAAACGAUGGAAGCU